CUUUGGCUGGGGACUCUCUCUCUUCUCUCUCUCUCUCUCGAUCAAGAUUUCAGGUCAUUUUUACAGAUCGCCAUGAAAGGAUUAACGUUUUCAUCUCCUUCCUCGCUAGCAAUCUUCUCUCCCAAACCUAAACCACAGCCUACAAGAUUUCUUCGAUUCACGGUCCCUUGCAACAGUAAUGGAUUCGGAUCAGAUCUCACAGGAAAUUCAAGCGAUAAGAGCAUCGAUCCGCUUAUCGUAAAUCGUACUCUUUCAAAGGAUGAGGCGAUGGGAUUGGUUCUUAGCGCGGCGUCUGUAGGCGGUUGGAAAACAGAUUCUGGUUUAGAAGGACCUUCUGUACCUACAGAGCCGGAAUCCGGUACUUCGCGAGUCUCUACCUUCCCGUGGUCUCUCUUCACGAAAUCUCCUCGUCGGAGAAUGCUCGUCGCGUUUUCUUGCAACGUUUGUGGUCAGAGGACGACUCGUGCCAUUAAUCCUCAUGCUUAUACUGACGGAACCGUCUUCGUACAAUGUUGUGGAUGCAAUGUUUUCCAUAAAUUGGUGGACAAUUUGAACUUGUUCAAUGAUAUGAAGUGUUAUGUGGAUCCUAGCUUCAAGAACCCUAAUCAAGUGAGUAAUAGUAAUAACAAUGUUACCUUCAAAUAUAUCGAUAAUGAUACAGCAGCUGAUGAUGAUGAUCUUGGUGAGGAUGAUUUGGAUGAAGGAGGUAACAAUGGCAUCUUUCCACUCUUUUGAGGUUGAACAAAAAUACUGAAAAAUCCUCUCUUUUUUUGUGUGUAUAUAUUUGAUUCUCAUAUACAAAGUAGGUUUUCUUCCUUUGAUUAAUUGUUCUUGACAAGGCAAAUGUGGAAUUAUUUUUAUACAACACUAAUGGAUAUAUUUAUGUACUAGUUUCUUGUAAACCCUUAUAUAAUGGGCA
Impatiens glandulifera is the source of this 919-nucleotide messenger RNA. RefSeq lists its product as uncharacterized. The transcript is spliced from 4 exons. Gene Ontology annotation, molecular function: protein-folding chaperone binding; zinc ion binding. Bases 73 to 735 code for a protein of 220 amino acids. Lineage: Eukaryota; Viridiplantae; Streptophyta; Magnoliopsida; Ericales; Balsaminaceae. Gene Ontology annotation, cellular component: mitochondrion. Gene Ontology annotation, biological process: protein stabilization; protein import into mitochondrial matrix; protein folding. The record is from RefSeq and is a predicted model, not a curated record.